Messenger RNA from Dichotomopilus funicola, 540 nucleotides. RefSeq names its product cyanate lyase C-terminal domain-containing protein. Lineage: Eukaryota; Fungi; Ascomycota; Sordariomycetes; Sordariales; Chaetomiaceae. Gene Ontology annotation, molecular function: DNA binding; cyanate hydratase activity. The transcript is spliced from 4 exons. The record is from RefSeq and is a predicted model, not a curated record. The coding region runs from base 1 to 540 and encodes 179 amino acids.
AUGGCUAACCGUCGUGGUUCCAUCGCUGCCAUUGCUGAAGAGCGGCAGAAUCUGGCAUCGCUCGAUUCCUCCAUCAUUGACCGCCUCCCCUCCUUCUCCGCCGCCCUUUUCGAAGCCAAAACUCACAAGCGACUCACGUUCGAAGCCAUCGCCAAGCAUCUCGGCCGCAGCGAAGUCGCCGUGGCAGCGCUGUUCUACGGCCAGGCGCGGGCCUCGCCCGAGGAUGUGGUGAAGCUGACCCAGCUGCUGGGCCUGUCGGCGGAAUCGCUGUCCGGGGCGACGGUCGCGCAGCUGACGGGGUUUCCGGACCGCGGACGUGCGGGGCCGAUGCCGCCUGUUGAGCCGCUGAUUUAUCGGCUGUAUGAGAUUGUGCAGAACUAUGGGUAUGCGUUUAAGGCGGUGAUGAAUGAGAAGUUUGGGGAUGGGAUUAUGAGUGCGAUUUGUUUUAGUAGUGAGGUUGAGAAGGAGGUGGACGAGACGGGCGCGCCGUGGGUGGUCAUCACGCUCAAGGGAAAGUGGCUCCCUUUUAGUCGUUUCUAA